Molecule: messenger RNA, 1143 nt
Organism: Amaranthus tricolor (Joseph's coat)
Lineage: Eukaryota; Viridiplantae; Streptophyta; Magnoliopsida; Caryophyllales; Amaranthaceae
Exons: 1
Coding region: 69-770 (233 amino acids)
Source: RefSeq, a predicted model, not a curated record
UCUAAGUUCAGAUAACCUCCACAAAGUUUCCCAAAUUAAUUGAUACUAAAAAUAGAAAGAUAUAAAAAAUGUAUCAGCAACAACAAAAGCUUACAAACAUGCACCAAACUGCUUCCCUCUUAUAUAAAAAUCUGAUACAAUUUGUAAUCUCUUUGUGUGUGUUUUGUUUCAUAGUUUUGCACCCUUCUUGGCUUCCCUUCAUCCAUUCUUUCAUAUCACACUUAUGUACAUUUUCAUCCCAUCUUUUUUCUCUCGCGACUGAUAAGAAGUAUAUAUUCUUGCUAUGUAACGGGAUUCUUGUUUUGAUUGCUAAGUACCCGAGCCAAAGAAUUGACACUCGUCUACCUCUAUUACCUGAAACUAGUCCUGAUGAGGACUUAAGUUUCGGGAAAUAUCAGCAGGAUGUAGCCACCAAUAAAGAAGUCAUGAUGGAAGAGGAUAAAGUAGUAGAUGAGAAAUAUGUUGUGUAUCAAAUCACGAAUGGUGAAGAACAAGAAGAAGAAGACGUAACCAAUGAUGGUGAUGAUGAGAAGUAUGAACAGGAAGAAGUCGAAGAUGAGAAGUAUGAACAAGAAGAAGUCGAAGAUGAGAAGUAUGAACAAAAAAAGGAAAAAGACGGAUAUGGGGAGUACGAAGAAGAGGAAGAAGAAGAAGAAGAAACGAUCUCUAAGAUGAGUACAGAAGAAUUAAACAGAAAAUUUGACGAUUUCAUAAGAAAAAUGAAAGAAGAGCUAAGAAUCGAAGCUCAAAGACAACUAAUAUUGGUUUGAAACAACAAUAGAGAGAUGAAUGCCUUCUUAUAGCAUGGUUUUCAUUUCAUCUUAUUGAAGGGCAAAACAAAAAUACACUACAAAAGUUUAGGUCCGCUUUUUUUUUUUUUUUUUUUUUUUACAUUUUUGCAAAAUUUUGAGGCCUAAAAACAAGUUGUUAAACUAAAGAAAAUAUAAUGUAAAUUAAUGUUAUCUAAUAUAUGAGGGUUCUAAAUUUAGGAUGACAUGUACGGUCAAGCACCUACUUGAUAGAUGUUAGCAUGCACUUCCUUUAAUUAUGUGUAGAUAUGUUCCUAUUUUGCCAAAGAUUAUAUACUUAUAAGCACUUCAUACAUUCAAGUUUUCACACCAACUAAGGCCUUACAUAUAAAUG